Messenger RNA from Triticum aestivum (bread wheat), 848 nucleotides. RefSeq names its product formin-like protein 5. The record is from RefSeq and is a predicted model, not a curated record. The coding region runs from base 73 to 387 and encodes 104 amino acids. The transcript has 3 exons. NCBI's taxonomy places the organism in Eukaryota, Viridiplantae, Streptophyta, Magnoliopsida, Poales, Poaceae.
CAGUUCUGUAAAGAAAAAAGGAAACACAACCACACACAGAGCACACGGGCUCGCCUCCUCUCCCUCUCGCCUAUGAAGUCAUCGCCGCCGCCGCCGCCCAUGCCGGCUGCUUCCGGCGCCUCCGGCGCAGCGCGGCACGCCCCAAGCUGCCGACGGUCCGCGCCUCCCUCCCCUCCACCCAGACUCUCUGCUCCCGGCCUCUACAGCCCGCUCGCAACCACACACCCAGGGCUAGGGUUUCGGGCAUGGCUUCGCCGGCGUGUCUCCGGUGGUCCCAGUUGGGGCACGCCAUGGGAGUUCCCCAUCCAUCACGGUCGCCGUUGUCAAGGGAUUCUUCAAGGAGAUGUCAAGGACGCCAUGGACAUGCAGCUCCUCAAGAUCAAUUAAGGAAUCAAUCUCAUGAUGGUUGAUGCUUGAUGCAGCGGAGGAUUGGGCCUCGCAUUAUUUUUUCCAGAAUUGGGUGUGGGUACUCUCUAAACUGGAUUGAGUGAGCUAAAUCUGUGCAUCAAAAUUGUAGUCUGUAGCUUUAUGUGUUACGUCUUAAGAUUGAACUUGAAGAUUGCUUUUGGGAGUAGUUUUAGUUGGUAGAUGUUUCAGGCUCCAAAUACGCACACAUUAUGUGCUUAAUGUGUGGCAUAAACAUGAUCAGUUUUAUGCUUAGAAACCAAACCACUGUCCACCCAUUUUAUUUCUUCAUGAGUAUUUUGUGUUGAAAUCAGAUCACCGUUCACCUGUUCUCGUACUGUUGUCUUUAACUUAUUUUGCCGAUUCUCAAUAAAAUGCUCAGUUCAGGAUGUGAUUUUCAGUUUUAGGCAUUUGAUACUUUUGGCACUGAGCAAAAAAAUUCC